UCGAAUACAAGAUGCUUGAUAUUCAAGAAAAUCCACUGGAACAGCAGGACUUCAACGCCGAGGAAGUUUGAUCUUGUCAUUGCCUCGAAUGUCAUUUUAGGCAACUCCCAUUUUGCCUGAUACCCUCAGCCAUGUACAGACGAUUCUUAGGCCUCAGGGUCGUCUUUUCUUCCAAGAGCUAUCCCCAAGUGAGUGUAUCUUUCGGCAGUCAAAAAUCAUUCUCAGAAGCUACAGUGAUCGUCACAAAGUGCAUGGUGUUUAUAAUGGGUCUCUUCUCUGGCUGGUGGCUCGGCGAGGCAGACGGCCGUAUCGAAGGACCAUUCCUACCUCCAGAGGAACGGGACACCUAUGUCCCUAUGAGAUGUCUGGGAAAGGGUUCCUCAGAAUACUCUAUAUCUUCCUGUAUCUAAU
This is a messenger RNA of Aspergillus novofumigatus IBT 16806, 411 nucleotides long. RefSeq lists its product as uncharacterized. The transcript has 3 exons. The coding region runs from base 132 to 410 and encodes 92 amino acids. The record is from RefSeq and is a predicted model, not a curated record. NCBI's taxonomy places the organism in Eukaryota, Fungi, Ascomycota, Eurotiomycetes, Eurotiales, Aspergillaceae.